Messenger RNA from Microthlaspi erraticum, 549 nucleotides. NCBI's taxonomy places the organism in Eukaryota, Viridiplantae, Streptophyta, Magnoliopsida, Brassicales, Brassicaceae. The record is from the annotation of a GenBank genome assembly.
AUGAUAAACAUUAGCGACUUGCCCGACGAUUUAUUGCUGAAGAUUUGGUCGUUGCUUCCGGCAAAAGAUGCUGUGGCAACGAGUGUUUUGUCAAAACGAUGGCUCUUUCUUUGGAAACAGCAAGGUGUUGAGUGCGUAGAGCUUUGUUUGGAAUGCGCUAUGCUCUGGGCAGAUUUAAUACUACACUAUUCCCCUACGCCUAUUCGAGGAACACGGCCGACCAUUCCUUGUACGCGAAUUAUCACCAACUUAGCUGAUCUCUACAGAGAUCCCCCACCUCCACCCCUACCCCCGCCCCCGCCCCCGAAAAGGCCUCUUGUUAGUUUGAUGUAUCGUCUCAAAGCUAAAGCCUGUAUGGAGUGCAGGAAAAGAACAAACGCAGAUAAGAGGUUGACGAUGUUCAUCUUUCAGGGAGGGAGGGAAUCGCCGACGCACGUAUUUACGUGGACCAAGUUGGAAGAAAAACAUCAGAUGGAGAUUGCGUUCACUAUCAGAGGGAGGACUACGAAAACGUAUUGCCUCUCACUGAAUGAUCGUUUUGUGAUUUAA